Marasmius oreades (fairy-ring Marasmius) is the source of this 1012-nucleotide messenger RNA. RefSeq lists its product as uncharacterized. Gene Ontology annotation, biological process: telomere maintenance via recombination; tRNA threonylcarbamoyladenosine modification. The record is from RefSeq and is a predicted model, not a curated record. The transcript is spliced from 4 exons. The coding region runs from base 321 to 908 and encodes 195 amino acids. Gene Ontology annotation, cellular component: cytosol; EKC/KEOPS complex; nucleus. NCBI's taxonomy places the organism in Eukaryota, Fungi, Basidiomycota, Agaricomycetes, Agaricales, Marasmiaceae.
CCUUGAGCAAUACAAUUCACCUGGGCAAGCCGGAUACCAGGAUCACUCUGAGCUUCAUUAUCCUUCACCAACAUAUCCCAUGUCGGUGCGAAUUUUUUGCAAUGGCCGCAAUACGGCGAGAAAUGUUCAAUGAGCCAGACUCCGUUUGCGACUGUGGAUUUGAAAUUCUCCGUGGUGAGCUCGGUCGAGCGAACAGGCAGAGCUGUACUAGAGAGUAGGAUAGAACAUAACGAGAGAUAGAAAGGCAAGUUCCGAGAGAGCUUCCAGAGCAUCGACAACAAAUUUGGAAGUUUGUAAAGAGAAAUGAUUCGCUUUGUCAGAUGGAGUCCUUUGUCUUUGACCACGUCAGAGGCGUAGGGUCUGACAGCGCCUACGUUGCACUUUAUUCUCCGGUUGCAAAUGCUUCUGCUAUUCGAAAGAGAAUUAUGGACGCUUCAAAGAUGGAAGGGGAGGAGGGAGAGAGGGAGAGGGACGCAAUCAACUUUGCAUUCAUCGACGCUACGCUAAUCACAAGUAGACUUCAUUUGCAGACUGCCAUUCAUCAAGCCAUUCUUGCCGAAUCACAAAAUUCGCUAAGAACGAAGACUGUGCACUCUGAGAUCCUAUUUGCGCUUAAUCCGACGAACAAUAUCACAGAGGCGAUUCGUCGAUAUGGAGUUUCGGACUCGAGUCGUGCUCUUCUGGUCGUGCACAUUGGUCCAGGUCAUCGAUCAUCUCUUUCCGAAACAGAGAAUAAAAUGAAGAAGGCGGUGGAGGGCGUUCUAAAGCCUCUUGGCGAGCUGGAAGAGUUAACCGACUGGCAGAGAAUCAAAAAGUAUCACAGACUGAACACCGCCGAUGAUGAAGACCACGCUUCUGUCAACGAUUUUGUGAUUAGUGCUGUGGCCAUGAAAACGGUCAUGCAAUAAACCUCCAUGAAGACGAAUAAUGUAUAAUAUGUUUAUGUUUAUGUGCCUGAGUAUCUGUGCCCGGCGGCGGCAAAUGCCACGCGGCUCACACCUACCAUAUCCGG